AUGGACGCGUCUGCGUCUGCGUCUGCGGCGGCGGCUGGCGGGCGGAUGCUGCUGGCGGCGGUGGAGGAGGCGAGCUUGGAAGAGAUCCUUGACAGCCUCCGUGCAUCAUUGCCCGACCCUGCAGCCAGCGAUGCGACGCCGCCCCAAAACACCAGAAGCAAGGUCAAGGUCAAGACGACGCACAUGGACGAGCUCGACCGCGUUGCGGCGCGGCACUUCCGCGACACGCAGGCGGCAACGACGUCCAUCUCGGGCCGCGGCCUCCCGCUGCUCUACACGCUCGUCUCGCAGCUCGCCGCGCCGCCGCUGCGGCAGGCCGUCCUCGUAGUCGAUCUCGACGGCCGCUUCGACGCCACGCGACUGACGUGCACCGAGGACGACAUGCGACACGUCUACGUGCAGCGGCCCGCGCACAGCGGCAGCGCCGUCACGGGGCCGGGCAUGGAGGGGCACCUGCGCGCGCUCGUCGCCGACGCCGGCGCAUUCAUGCUCUACGACGAUGCGGCGCAGGCGAGUCGCGCGCGGCAGUGGUGGGGGACGCUCGUCGUCGGAGGCGGCGGCGGUGGAGGAGGAGCUGGUGGAGGGGGUUACGGAGGGCCCGGCGCGGGAGACGUCGUGACGGGAUGGAGGGGCUGGCUGCGCGUCGACCGCGAUGAGGUGCCGGCCUUUGCGCUCGGCAUGAGCGCCGAUGAGGCCCUCGCGCAGAGACGAGCGCGGCAGGAUGCCGUCGAUGCGGCCGGUUGGGCGGCCACCUCGCCGUGGGGCGGCUUCGUCUUUCACGAGAGAUGA
Molecule: messenger RNA, 789 nt
Organism: Purpureocillium lilacinum
Lineage: Eukaryota; Fungi; Ascomycota; Sordariomycetes; Hypocreales; Ophiocordycipitaceae
Source: RefSeq, a predicted model, not a curated record